Messenger RNA from Puntigrus tetrazona (Sumatra barb), 4733 nucleotides. It is a transcript of the gene gramd4b, whose product is annotated as GRAM domain containing 4b. The coding region runs from base 320 to 2176 and encodes 618 amino acids. NCBI's taxonomy places the organism in Eukaryota, Metazoa, Chordata, Actinopteri, Cypriniformes, Cyprinidae. The transcript is spliced from 20 exons. The record is from RefSeq and is a predicted model, not a curated record. Gene Ontology annotation, biological process: negative regulation of toll-like receptor 9 signaling pathway; apoptotic process.
GUUCCUGUUUAAUAAGGGACGACUGUCAAUUAUCGGCCCCUUUAAGAGCGUCUGUCGCUGUCAUUGACGAAAUUUCCUGGUGUGAAGCGAGUCUCGCUGGAUAUCAACAACGGAUUGAAACGAACCCCUAAUGAUGGUGUGCCGUUUGCACGCGAUUCUAACCCGCAGUAACGCUGGAAAUAACAUCUGACAGCCCGGGGAAUCGCAUCGGCGGAUCAAUGCGUCCGCUCGGGCAUUUUACGCCGGGUUUCUCAUCGAGCUGGUAGUAGCAGGUGGCGACGGAGCGGGGCGAAGCUCAAAUAUUCAUGCCUUCCUGUUAAUGAAACUUAAUUACGAAUUCCGUGCAAGGGUCGCCACCCGCCAUGUUAAGAUAAAGACACAGGUCUCUGUGUUGAACAUGCUAAAGCGAUUGGAUAAGAUAAGGUUCAGAGGACCAAAGCGAGAUGAGUUCCUGGACCUUGCCGAGUCCCCCAACGCUUCUGACAGUGAAUGUAAUGACGACGUCCCAGUAAAACACCGGAGCUCCAUCAAAGAAACAGAAGAGCAGCGAGAACCUGCUGGUUCAGGGACUCUUACCAUGUCUGCUGCUCCCAUCCAGGAUUACAAGAUGAGCGAUGCCGACCGACUCAAUGAGGUCAAAGGUCACCUGGAGAUAGCCUUACUGGAAAAGCACUUUCUUCAGGAGGAGUUAAGGAAGCUCCGUGAGGAGACAAAUGUCGAGACUCUGAAGCAGGAGCUGGAGAAAGAGAAAUCAAAGAGAGUCGAUCUUGAGCAGAAAAUGAAUGAAAUUCUCAGAUCCAGACUGGAAGAUUCACCACCUCCACCUCCAAAACCACAAGUCGCUUCUGUCAAUGGAACAGGGGACAAACAGAAGGAGACCUUAAGCUCUCGGCUGUGGAAAUGGCUUUAUGAACGCUUUGGUGUUUAUAUUGAAGAUUUCCGCUUUCAGCCUGAGGAGAACACAGUUGAGACUGAGGAACCACUAAGUGCUAAAAGAUUAACUGAAAAUAUGAGACGACUCAAACGGGGUGCUAAGCCUGUAACUAACUUCAUGAGGAACCUUUCUGCCUUAUCCAGCUGGCACUCUGUCUACACAUCAGCCAUCGCCUUUAUUAUCUAUAUGAAUGCUGCCUGGCAUGGCUGGGUUAUUCCCAUGUUUCUAUUUUUAGCCAUUCUGCGGUUGUCCUUGAAUUACCUCAUAGCAAAAGGUUGGAGGAUACAGUGGAGCAUUGUGCCUGAGGUCUCCGAACCGGUGGAGCCUCCAAAGGAAGAUCUUACAGUCUCAGAGAAGUUUCAGUUAGUGUUGGAUGUUGCACAGAAAGCACAGAAUCUAUUUGGAAAGAUGGCUGACGUAUUGGAAAAGAUCAAAAAUCUGUUCAUGUGGGUGCAGCCUGAAAUCACACAGAAACUGUAUGUUGGUUUGUGGGUGGCCUUCAUCGCUUCCUGUGUACUGCCAUAUAAACUCUUGGGCUUCAUGAUCGGUGUCUACGCCGGCAUCAAAUUCUUCAUCAUCGACUUCAUCUUCAAAAGUUGUCCCAAACUGAGGGACAAGUAUGACACACCCUACAUCGUCUGGACCAAUUUACCCACAGACCCACAACUCAAAGAGCGUAACAAUGCCACUCUGAGCAGACGGCUGUCUGGGUUUGAAAAGCAGAUCCAGCCGGUGGUGGCGCGAGGGAAUCAGUCGGCCGGGAUGUCGUGCGGGAUCGGCCGUGAGGAGGAAAGCGGACGGGCCUAUAACACUAAAAGAGGGCCUUUUCAUGAAGUCUUCAACUUGUCAGAGAACGAGCGCCCCCUGCCAGUGUGCGAGAACGGAUGGCGCUGUUGUUUGAUCAACAGGGACAGAAAAAUGCCAACCGACUACAUCCGCAAUGGUGUCCUCUACGUCACAGAAAAUUACCUGUGCUUCGAGAGCUCCAGCUCCAGGGCGACGUCCUCGAAGAAAAAUAAAGUCAUCAAGCUUCAAGACAUCACAGAUAUUCAGAAGUACAAAGUGUUGUCAGUAUUGCCUGGAUCUGGGAUGGGGAUCUCAAUUACAACGCCAUCCACUUUAAAGCCUCUAGUGUUUGGUGCCAUGAUUCAUCGGGACGAGGCCUUCGAUGCCAUUCACACUCAGUACGUGAAGAUCAUGAGCUCCACAGCAGCUACCACAGUGACAAACCCAGAGACAUAGUCUCACCGGGAUCAACAUAUGACAUAAGGUAGUCCAUAAGGCGGCCCUAACCUUAAUGUAGCACUAUCCUAAACCCCUGUACGGAGACGAUGGCUUCCAGAAGUUGUCCGCCCCAUCUCCAACCCAAAACAGAUGGAGAAACUGCAAAGAAACUGUUUUUCAUAUUCUCUUUUAGAUUCUACACGAGUAUUAGGAGGAGUAUUUUAUAUAACGUUCUCUCAAACAGCGUACUAUAAUCUUACACUCAAGUGUUUGUCAGGAUGGCUCUUGUUUUAUAAGGUUAGGGGUUCGUUGUGCUUCUUACUUGUGUGUCAGAACAGGAGCUGGUACUCCUUUGUGUCUCUUGGAGAGCUUUGUGUGAACCGUGUGUAGUCAGUCCAUAUAACCGUCUCUGAACUUACCGCCAUUUUCACUUAAUUGCAUCACCGCUGGCCUUGCACAAAGAAACACUGCACUUAGUGUUGCUGAGAGCUUUUAGAUGUGAUUUAGGGGGAAAAGGAACAGACUUAACCGUCAACUGAAAUCCAUAUUAGCAAAGCAGCUCGUAACUGCCGGCCACAUCGUUCCUUGGGGCUCGCCAAUUUUCUCUUCAGUAUUUGUGAUACUUGUGUUGACUAGAAACGGCCUCGUGUUUUAAAGGAGCAGCGCACAUAAAAAUAACAAUUUUGCUGUUUACUCGUCCCUUGUGUUGUUUUAAACUCGUAAAACACAAAAGGAGAUAAUUAGGCAGAAUGCCCAAGCUGCUCUUUCUCUUUUAUAAUAAAAGCCCAUUGUUUAGGGGAUGGUUUACCCGGAAAUGAAAAUACUGGUACCUUUUCUCACACUCGUGUUAUUCCAAAACAACUUUUUUUUCCUUCUGUGGGAUGCAAAAGAAAAUUUGUUUUUGUUUUGUUUUUUAAAAAAGAGUUUUUAAUUGUUUUUGUCUAUUUAAUAAAUGUCAGUGGGGUUCGAAUCAUUUAUAUUCUGCAGAGGAAAUACGUGCACAAUAAUAAUUUAAGAAACUCCUGAUUCGGAAUAACAUCAGACUGCAAAAAUAAUGACAGAAUUGUCAUUUAAUCCUUUUUUUAACUUAAAGCACAAAAACCCUUACCGAUUUAUAAAGGACUGUUCAAAAUAAACCAGAAUUAGCUGGUUUUGGUCAUAUAUUCUGAGCCGGGGUUAUUGAAGUAUUUAAUGCAUUUUUGAAUAUGUUGGCACUGGUUAGAGAAAUGUCUUUGUUUACUAAUAUUGUACCCCAAAAUAAUAUGUAGAACCGCACAGACUCAUUUCUGUGUUUGGCGUAGUGUGUUUUGAUUUUUCUAUCAAAUGUGUGUAGGGGAACUCCAAAAUUAACAUAGGCUUCUUUUUCCAAAUACACUGUUUUACUCAUUUAUGCAUAACAUUUUUAUUUGGUAACAUUUGACUAUGCAGCCUUCCAUCCUUCUGGCUUUUCUUUCUUAGAGAGGAGAGUCGUAUAAUACAUCAUGGGUUAUUUGUUUAGUUUUUUUUUAUUAUCGGUCCCCAACACUUUUCUUGGUUUUCUAAUUUUUACACAUUUCAAAAUGUGCUGUGCUAAGAAACCGUUUCUUUUUCAUUUGGUCUGUUUUAAGCCUUGUUUCUCACCUGCCUUAUUAUGCCUUAUUUUAUUUUAAUUUGACAAAAAAAUUGUUUUUAUUAUUUUGAGUCUGUACGUCUGUUGGGGUUAGACUCCGCACUCCUUGGAUGCUGUUUACCAAGUUUACGAAAUGGCACUUUUGGGCUUUCUAAAUAUAUAGCCACUUAUAAUGGAAGACCAUUUAGUUAGAAUAAAUAUGAUGCUAAUAUUGUCUGUGCAGAAGUAUGUAUUUGUGAAACAUUAAUAGUGCACCUUGGUUUAUUAAUUUCACCUUUUAACAUUAAAUUCUAAAAACUAAUUCCAUUAAUUAUUGAAUUUUAAAGUGGGAAAAUGAUCACCAAUGAUUGUCGUUUGCCAAAUAAAUGUAUUGUUGUUUGCGCUCCGUUUCUACCCCAUAACAGUUCUAUUAUGUGCUCCACAAAAGGCUAUUUUGAUCCCUAGACCUAUAGGGGCGUGAAAAUUAGCCUUUUUUAUUUUUAAUUUUUUUUUUCUCUGGUGAAUGUUGAAGAAGCUGAAAAAUCCUAAUUUUUAAAUGCCUUGUUGAACCAUUUUAUUCUAUUUUGCAUUAUAAAACCUUCUUCAUCUAGCUUUAAGAAUACGAUUGUUGUUGUUCCCUGGAAGUUGUUGGCUAUAGCAUGGAGGGCUGGUGUUGUAUUAUUUCACUCAGUGUAUUUCCCUAUUCAAGUUGUUUUACGUUUCGGUCAAUUAUCCGUUUAGUUGGACGUAACGCACAGUUGUCACGAUCACAUUGGUACGACUGGGUUUAAUAAACUUCGCUGAGGAACAACCACUUUAAACUGGAGUCCAAUCGCUCCGGGUCGAUCUCAUGUGCUGAAUGUGACUGGAUGUUUGUUUAUCGAACAUUUGUAUUUACACUGGAUGUACAUGUCUGGUAAACUUUCCUGCUUUCCUCUGAAUAGUCUUCAUUGGGGAAGAAAUAAACUGAGCUAUUUGUAACUUUUA